AUGAAUGAUUACUCAAAGGAGUCCUCAAAUUUACAAAUGGAGCGAAAAGUAUGCAUCUCGACUCCCGGGGAUCUGAAGCAUACACCCCUCGAGUCUUCCGAGCUCCGCGCAGGCCAGAAAGCGCAGAUGCUGAGGCGAAAUGAGUUCCAGUUCAUGGAGUCUAUCUCGACUCAGUCGGGAGAGGACGACUUUUUGAAGAGGAACGUGGAAGACUCGGCCGUCAACAGCGAAAAGAGCGUGUGUCUGGAUUCCACAAACUCAGUCCCAGGCAACGAGUUUAAACUCGGGGAGUGCAAGUACCUGGACCCCAAGCAGGAGAUCGUCAACUCGCAGUUUAGCCUAAACCUGAGCCUGCUUAAAAGGUUGAGCCUGUCCGGCACAAAGCUCGGAGGGUCGCCGCUCAAGUCAGACAGAGCCGCCCAGCAGCCUCAGAAAAAUUUAUACGUGAAAGGGACCAACGAGCCCCUGCCCCUAAAGCGCUACCCUUCCCAGGAGUCGGAGUAUUCGCAGAGGUCUGAUAUGCAGUCAGCUGACUCAAGUCGCCUGAGUCUCUGCAAGGAGGGCUUUAUCACACCUAAGGACCGGCUGGCCUCAGAGAAGCAGAAGUUCACGCUGGUCAAAAACCAUUUUAACAGCGGGAAGCAGCCGCUGAGUUCGCGUAGCAACGAGUCCCGCGACAGCUUCAAGUCCUGCGACCGCUACAAAAACGCCCCCGAGCACGGCAUGUUUCAGGACUCUCGCGCUGCGCAGAUGGAGGGCUCCAGGCCGUUCCACAAGAGUUUUAAGGCUGCCAGCCCCUCGGAACAGCCCAUGCACUCCCCGUCCACUCAUGUUGACAAGUCGCUCACUCAGUCACACUUAGUUUCUCGCGCCGUUCACAGCAGUCCGAAAUACACCCACAGGACCUUGAAGGAUGUAAAAUUGACAUCCCCGCGCGACCACAAGCACAGUUCUCAUGAGUACCAAAACUCACACAAGCACACACAGCAGUCUUUCAAGCACAUACAGUAUCUGCCCAGGGAUUCAGACCACGGGGGGAAACACACGAGACUGACUUCCCUCAAGGGGGCUGCCCGCCCCGCGAAGGACCCUCAGAAGGCCCAGAGGCACUCUCACCAGCCUGUUUUCGAGGAGAAGGCCCGGGAUUUGCUCUCUUUCGUCAACGACUCCAAUCUCGGCUCCCAGAAGCAGGCUCAGAAGCCCUCGCGCGAUGACCGCAAGGUCCACAACGGGGCUCUCGCGCAGCCCAUGGGCUCCCCGUACCUCAGGAAUCCUGCAGCUCGAGUUCGGAACGUCCACUUCUGGUUCAAGCCGUUUUCAACUUCCAAGUCGUCAAGUUUAAACGCCUACAACGGCCUCCAGGUGAUUGAAUCUCUCACUGGAAACGUCCAGAAGUCCUGGCACCUCGAGGCCAUCAAGGGGCUGGACCGCAACAACUACGGGGAACUCAAGAUGACCAUGCUCAGGCUCAGCAACAGCACGUUCAACCUGCACCCGAACCGACUUCUUAUCCGCUGCCGCGGCAGCUGGGACACCAUUCAGGAGGGCAGCUUCGGGACCGUGUACCUGGGCUUCGUCGAGGGCCUGGGCAACAGCGCAGUCAAGGUGCCCAACGCCGCAAUGCUCAACUACGACCCCGUCGGCGUCAUGAAGCGGUUCAUCAACGAGUGGGACAUCCUCUCGCGCUGCUCCCACCGGAACAUCGUCGGCAUCCACGGCGGCAUCAUCCUCGGCGUCUUCGACAUCUGGCUCUGCACUGAGCUCGUGAACGGCGUCGACCUGCACACCGUCAAGUACGGGAGCGCCUACAGCUUCGGGAGUCAGAUCCACCAGAUGUUAAGCGGCGCCUCGGCCUCCCAGCAGGCUUUCCCCGGCCCCGGCGGCCACAACGUUAGCGCAAACGCCAACGCGCACCUUCUCUGCGCCCCAGGCGUCGGCAGCGGCAACGCCAGCUCCAAGAACUCGAGCCAGCUUCUCGGCGGUGGAGUCGCCCCGAGCAGAAAGGCCCAGGAGGGUGCAAAGGGCGUUCAGCAGGCCUACGCUGGCGGCGUCGGCGGCAAGGCCAUCGGUGGCGCCAACGCUGCUGGCUCUGGCCUUCACCAGCCCUUUGCCAGCAACAAGGCCCGCCCUGCUGCCUACCAGCUCUACGCUGGGCUUCCCGGCGGCCUUUCUGGCGCCAGCCUCGGCCUCAAGGCUGGCGCCGCCCCCGGGAGCCACGGCGUGAAGCCUGUGCGUGCUGGCGUUGUCAAUUUCAAGUCUGCUUCUGGCGCGUCUGCCGCCGCCGCUCUGGCCGGUUCCACUUCUGGCACUACUGCUGGUGUUACUGCUGGCACUACUGCUAGAGCUGGUGUUGCCACUACUGCUGCUGGUGCUGCUCUGGCCAGCACCACCACUCCCAGGGGCGGUGCUACCACCUCGAAGCUCCCCUCGCGGACUCCUCGCCUCAUUCCUCCGAGUGCCGCCUUGAAGAUGUGCCACCAGCUCGCCGACGCCCUCGUUUACCUGCACACUCCCUGCCCCGGCAAGGGCAUCGUCGUUCACCGCGACAUUAAGCCUGAGAACAUCAUCGUCGACUCCGAGUGGAACAUAAAGCUCUGCGACUUCGGGGACGCCUUUGAGACCAGCAGUGGCCUCAUCAGCUCCGUCUCCGGCGCCACGUGGCUCUACGCGCCUCCCGAGCUUCUGCUCCACCCUUCGAUCAGCUACCCUCUCACUGAGAAGUGGGACAUUUGGUCCUUCGGCUGCGUCGUCCAGGAGAUGUUUGGCUACAGCGGUCCUUUUCACCACGUCGUCAGCAUGAGUGACCCUCCCACUGUCGUCUGCGAGAAGAUGGUUUCCGCUGCUCUUCGCGGCCUCGUUCCCAACAUUCCCAACCAGCUUGCCAAGACUAAGAUGGGUGCUUUGAUUCUUCAGUGUCUCGACCCUGUUCCUGACAACCGUCCUUCUGCUCUUGACAUUAAGCUGAUGCUUCAGAACUCCGACAUUCUGAGUCCGUGA
Theileria orientalis strain Shintoku is the source of this 2997-nucleotide messenger RNA. RefSeq lists its product as uncharacterized. Gene Ontology annotation, biological process: protein phosphorylation. Bases 1 to 2997 code for a protein of 998 amino acids. The transcript is spliced from 3 exons. Gene Ontology annotation, molecular function: ATP binding; protein kinase activity. The record is from RefSeq and is a predicted model, not a curated record. NCBI's taxonomy places the organism in Eukaryota, Apicomplexa, Aconoidasida, Piroplasmida, Theileriidae.